AAUUGCGUUGCCCCCUAAAACCCCUCAACCCUAAAAUUCAUUCAUUUCACAAUCUUCCCUCCACUUUUCCCUCUCUUUCUCUCUCUUCCCGCUUCUCCCUCUCUUUCUCAUUUCAAUGGGUAAAUACAUGAAGAAAUCCAAAAUCGCCGGUGACGUCGCCGCCGUAAUCAUGGAAUCACCAUCUCACGCCACCGCCGUCGGUGUCCGCACACGUGCCAAAACCCUCGCUCUCCAGAAAUCUCCGCCGAAUCACCCUGAUUCCUCUUCCUUCCUCCAGCUCCGCAGCCGCCGCCUCCGUAAGGUUCCUCCGCCGCUUCCACCUCGCAAGGACACCGCUCCCGCUGGAAAUUUGAGGCUUCGUGAAUGUUCGGUUGAGAAAUUGGGAAAUUUAUGUGCUGAAGAGGAAAAUGAAAAUGGUGAUGAUUUUGGUGUUGAAGGUUCUUUUGGUGAAAAUUUUGCAGAGAUUGAUGGUAGAGAUAGAAGCACUAGAGAAAGCACACCUUGUAGUUUAAUCAGGGAUUCAAGUGUCAUUCAUACCCCUGGUUCAACCACAAGACAAAGGACGAACCACAUAAUUCAAGAACACAUGCAAAGAAAUAUUCCAACAUCUUAUGAAAUGGAUGAGUUCUUUGCUUUGGCAGAGAAGCAGCAACAAGCAUUAUUUAUGGAAAAGUACAAUUUUGAUGUAGUGAAUGAUGUACCUCUCCCAGGACGGUACGAAUGGGUCCCUGUACUUCACUAGGACCAGCCAUUUGGAUUUCAAGCAGAGCUAUUAGACUUGUAAUUUAACAGAGCUAGCAGCUUUCACUAACCAUUUAGAUCAUUUGAGAUCUUCUUGUUCAGCAUAAGGGAAAGGGUUCUGUUUAGUUUAGCAGACAUUUCUAAUAUAUCACUCACUAGUUUAGACUUUAGAUUUAGUUGAAUGUAAGGGUAGGGAGGGUAUAUGGAUCUCAUCUUUUAUUUUAAUUUUAAUUUUCUAUGUUUUAACAGUUAUCCUUGUGUUGAUAAUUUGGUAGGGAAUAAUCGUUAAUCACUAGAGUAAUUAACAGUUAUCCUUUUAUGUAUUUUCAAGCUUGAAAUUUAUCUGUCAAGUUUUUAA
Molecule: messenger RNA, 1099 nt
Organism: Medicago truncatula (barrel medic)
Lineage: Eukaryota; Viridiplantae; Streptophyta; Magnoliopsida; Fabales; Fabaceae
Product: cyclin-dependent kinase inhibitor 4
Exons: 3
Coding region: 116-742 (208 amino acids)
Biological process (GO): negative regulation of cyclin-dependent protein serine/threonine kinase activity
Cellular component (GO): nucleus
Molecular function (GO): cyclin-dependent protein serine/threonine kinase inhibitor activity
Source: RefSeq, a predicted model, not a curated record